AUGGAUGGUAUCUCUUUAAGACAGAGUCCAGCCUUGGAAUUGGUAAGAGUUAAGGAUCUGAACACUGGCACAUGGAGCAUUUCUGAGCCUGAUCGAGGCACCGGCCACCUCAUGGCAAAUUUCAGCUUCUCCCCCUCUGACUCUUCAAUAUUCAUCCUAACUGGCAUCCCUGGCCUGGAAGCUGACCACAUCUGGAUUUCCAUCCCUUUCUCUGCGUUCUACAUUAUGGGCCUGUUGGGAAAUUUCACAGUUCUGUUUGUGGUAGGCAAAGAGCAGACCCUGCACAAGCCGAUGUACCUGCUGCUCUGCAUGCUGGCGCUCUCAGACAUCACCACAUCUACCUCCUUUGUGCCAAAGGCACUGUGUAUUUUUUGGUUCAAUUUGAAAAGCAUUACUGUGAAGAGCUGCCUCACCCAGAUGUUCUUCUUUCACGCAUUUUCUACUAUGCACUCAGCUGUCCUCGUGACAAUGGCCUUUGAUCGCUAUGUUGCCAUAUGUAACCCUCUGAGAUAUGCCACCAUCCUCACCAACGCACGAAUAGCUAAGCUAGGGCUAAUGGGUUUGAUAAGAGCUGUUCUCUUCAUUCUGCCUAUGCCCCUGCUCCUGAGCGGGCAGCCGUUCUGUGCCAACCGCAUUAUCCCCCAUACGUACUGUGACCACAUGGCUGUGGCAAAGGUGUCAUGUGGGGACAUCACAGCCAGCAGAGUGUACGGCUUGCUGAUGGCGUUUGUAAUCAUUGGGUUCGACCUGACGCUCAUUGGCCUGUCCUACGGUAUGAUCAUUAGGACGCUCCUCAGAAUCUCUUCCAAGGAAGCCAACCAGAAAGCCCUCAACACCUGCACAGCCCAUAUCUGUGCGCUACUGAUGGCUUAUCCUCUUGGACUCCUCUCCAGUCUGUCACACAGGUUUGGUCAGGGCGUCACUCCGCACGUUCACAUCCUCAUGUCCAACCUCCAUUACCUCAUUCCCCCCAUGCUCAACCCUAUCAUUUAUGGGAUCAACACCAAGGAUCUUCGUGACAAAGCGGUCAAAUACAUCUGCAGAAUGUACUCACCUCACGAAGUAAAUCUGGAAUUAGAUCAAGCACAGAAAGAACUCGUUGGUCAGGAAAAUGUUUCUCAGGAGCAGAUUAAAGUGGAUGGUCAGAAACACUGGAAGGCGCGGGCCAAGAAUAAAACAGAAUGUGGCAAAAUAGAGGCAGAGACCCUAGUUACAGGCUCCGAUACCCCACCCCAGAAGCGGUACAGGUAUCCAAGGGAGACAGAAGCCGCCUGA
Molecule: messenger RNA, 1275 nt
Organism: Chelonia mydas (Green sea turtle)
Lineage: Eukaryota; Metazoa; Chordata; Testudines; Cheloniidae
Product: putative olfactory receptor 52P1
Exons: 4
Coding region: 1-1275 (424 amino acids)
Biological process (GO): G protein-coupled receptor signaling pathway
Cellular component (GO): membrane
Molecular function (GO): G protein-coupled receptor activity; olfactory receptor activity
Source: RefSeq, a predicted model, not a curated record